CUAACAAAUUUCAAAACGCCAAGGUAAUGUCAAAAGCGUAAACACAAAUUUUUUAUUUCUCACCCCCCAUUAAAUUAAACCAAUCAAUCAAUUUCUAACUCAAUCUUUCAUAAAAAAAUAUAAAGAAUAUUAUACUAUGCAUAUAUUUUGAACUCUUCAACUUGAAUUUUAUCUAGUUCAUCAGGAAUGGCCGACAAAAAGAAAAAAAUAAUAACUACCAAGGAAGCUAUAAUCACUUCGAGAAGGCCAGUUAUAUUAAAAUCUGAUCGUGAAAUUCCUAAAGAUCAAAUGAAAGAAAAAAUUGAAAAAGAGAAACAACCAACUAUUAUAUUGAAAACUCGUGAACAGAGUACGCCCAAAGAUGAAAGACCCGUUAGUCCAAAAUCACAAACGGAGUUUGAAAAUCUACAUUCUUCAAAAAUAGCUCAAAAUGAGAAGGAAAAAAAAGAUCAGAAAUCCAGUUCAUCAUUUAAAACUAUGGUAGAACCAGUGAAGUUGCUUGAUGAAAAUUUAGAAUUUAACAGUGCAGCUCUUGAGUUUCUUAAUGAUUCCAACACAAAUUACCUAGUGGUUGGUGUAUUGGGCACACAAGGUGUUGGAAAAUCAAUGAUAUUAAAUUUAAUAGCACAAAAUGUACCAAUAAAUGACUUAAGCACCCAAAUACUAAGUUCUCACGAAAUUCCGACAGACACAGUUUUUGAAUCAACAGAAAUGGUACACUUAGAAAAUCAAUUAGAUAGUUUAAGCUUUUCUGAAGUAUCUGAAGAAAAAUCUCAACUAAGUCAAACUAUAUUUAAGUUCAAGAUGCAAGAUAUUGAAUACAUAGAACGAGGGGUUCAUUGUACUAAAGGUGUUGAUAUGUACAUUACAAAUGAUCGUAUAAUUCUACUCGAUUGUCAGGCUUUAUGGUCACCCUCCCUAAUAGAAGAAACAAGUGCGAACCCCGUUACGGCAAGAAGUGCAAAUAUUAUGACAGUGGAUUGUCUCCAAAUAGCCUCAUUCUUAAUGUCGAUAUGUCAUGUAUUAAUUGCUGUGCAAGAUUGGUUCACAGAUUAUAAUUUUAUACGUUACAUUCAAGCGGCCGAGAUGUUAAAGCCGUCGUUAUCAGCAUCAAAUACACUGACCACCAAUCAAGAAAGUUCAGAGUCAACAAGUAGUGGAGAAAAUCACCCACAUUUACUAUUGCUACAUAAUAGAUGCCAACUGGAAGAUUAUAUUCCAGAAGCCGUUAAAACUAUGCAGGACCUUUAUAGGAAAGCAUUCCAGCGAUCUAAUCUUCAGCUAAACUCCGGAAUGUACUUGUACAGUGAUACAGAUAAAAAUGGUCUUAAUAUAGACAAUGUUUGUAAAUCAUACAAUGUACAAACUUGCGGCACUCCAAUCAACUUAUUCCUAUUACCCGAGAUUUAUAGUGACUUUGACAACCACGAUAUAUAUCGUGGACAUCCUGCAUUUGAAGAUUUAGCUAAACGUCUCCGAUGGAUGAUCCUCGGUGUGAACAGACAUCAAAUAACGAAUGUACCAAACUUAUCUGAGAAAGGAUGGUUCCAAUAUUGUAGCAAAGCAUGGGAAACAAUACGAAAGUGCACUUUUUUCAUUGAAUAUGAACGAUUUCUAUCAUAAGUUUUAUUUAAUUUAAUGUAACAUUUAUAUUUGACUAAAUUAAUAAUUAACUUUGAUAAU
Messenger RNA from Melitaea cinxia (Glanville fritillary), 1683 nucleotides. RefSeq names its product protein SMG9-like. Gene Ontology annotation, biological process: nuclear-transcribed mRNA catabolic process, nonsense-mediated decay. Bases 187 to 1623 code for a protein of 478 amino acids. NCBI's taxonomy places the organism in Eukaryota, Metazoa, Arthropoda, Insecta, Lepidoptera, Nymphalidae. The record is from RefSeq and is a predicted model, not a curated record. The transcript is spliced from 8 exons.